Molecule: messenger RNA, 678 nt
Organism: Peronospora belbahrii
Lineage: Eukaryota; Oomycota; Peronosporomycetes; Peronosporales; Peronosporaceae
Source: the annotation of a GenBank genome assembly
AUGACGUCGAAGAGCGGCAGCGAGCAGGACUCUGAAGAGCAAUGGGACGACAUGGCCAUCGUUCGGGCAUUUGAGGACGCACUUCGCGAACAGCACUCACACAGCUCCUCAUCUGGAAAUAAAACUGACAGUGUUAGGAAGCAGAGGGCAGUAACUUCGCAGUCCAACGGCAAUAACACUACCAUACCUGCUGCUAUUGACGCGGAAAAUAAAGUACUGCCAAAAGGGUAUGAACAUCCAACAGCACGGGAAGGAACGUACCGACAGCCAAGUGUAGGAGCUCACACAGAUCAUGCAGCAGGAGCGAAUCCAUUUGCCUUUCGGCAACAGCAGCAGCAGUAUCAUCAAAGUGACUUGUACCAGGCUGCAUAUGCUCAAGCGUAUGCCCAGCUCCGAGGUCAGUUUGAUGCCGUGUAUUCUGCUCCAAGUCUGCAGCAGCCGUAUGGGACGAGCAUGCAAAUGCCAGUCCAGUCACCUUAUUGUCCGCCCCCACCACCGAUUCCAUCCAUCCCGACGCCGUUUCCUGGAAUGCCUGCAGCUCAGGGUCCAGGAAUGUCACCCAAUGUAGCAGUGCCAGACGAUGGCCUAGCGAACGUGCUCAUGGCAUGGUAUCAGUCUGGAUAUUACACUGGACGGUUUCAAGCAAUGCAAGAGAUGAAAUUGCGAGGUCAUCGGUAG